Marchantia polymorpha subsp. ruderalis is the source of this 2596-nucleotide messenger RNA. The record is from the annotation of a GenBank genome assembly. Lineage: Eukaryota; Viridiplantae; Streptophyta; Marchantiopsida; Marchantiales; Marchantiaceae.
CGAGAGUAGAAGAAGUUCGAACGCGAGCCAAACAGAUCAUAACCGAGAGCUCAGAAGCACUCACGAGCUGAAGAGCUGAAGCCAGCAGCCAGUAGCGUAGUACUAACCCAGCACUGCCCCUCUCCCUUGCCACUGCCUUUGCCCCUGCCCUGCCCUGCCCUGCCCCUAGCGCAGCCGACGAGCGAGAGAGAGCCUUCAUAAAGAGAUGCAGACGAGGGCGUGAAAAGUUGAUUUCUGGGGCCCUCAGACGACGCUGUGGAUUUCGUCACUCCUCGACCUCCUCGGCCCUCCCCUCUCUUCUGUCGUUCGUCGCCAUAUCGCCUCUCUCUCUCACUCCUUCUCACUCCUUCCUUCACACGCUGCACACCGAAUUCGUUGAAAUUCGUGGCCGAGCUAUUUGCCAUAGCUCGUGCCUACAUAGCGAGGGCGAGCCGAGUCGGUCCGAGCAUCCACAUUAUUCUUCCACAGUCGCUCCUCCCUCUCGUCCAUCACAUCAGACUUCGUCUCCUUCAUUAGUCCUCUCCACCACCAUCAUCUCAUUUCAUCUCGACCCGACUCAACUGGAGAUCGAGCGCAACUUGGCGGUGGGUCAUCGAGAGACAAACAGGAGCCUGCCUCUCGGUCUUCCGGAGUGAGCUGCAGCUCGAGCUCGAGCUCACGGGCGAGUCCGCAGCUCAGUUCGGUCGCCACUCGUCGAGGGGAGGGGAGAGGAUGGGAGGGAUGAGGAUUUCGCUGCUGGCAGUGUGCGGGCUGCUGGUGGUUCUAUCGAGCAGCGCAGGGGUUGCGGCGCAGACGAUCAACUCGACGUACUACACGGAGGGAUGCUACUGGGGGACGUGCCCUGCGAGGAUCAGCUACUUCGCCAAACCGGGGGAGACGCUGCAGACCAUCGCCGACCUCUUCGGAGUGGACUUCGACGAGCUCAUGGGCGCCAACAACCUCGACAUCACCAAGGCGGCCGAGCUGAAGACCACGAAGCUGGCGAACGGGACGCUGCUCCUGGUGCCGCAGCUCUGCGAGUGCCUCAGCUCGGGCUCGACCUUCACGGGCGCCAGCGUGCGCAGGACCAACCGCACCGUGUACACCGUGAAGUCGGGCGACACAUUGUCGAAGAUCGCCGACGACUACUUCGGGGGCCUGACCACAUACCCGGAGAUCGCCGCCGUGAACCAGAUCGAGAACGUGAACGAAAUCUUCCCCGACCAGAAGCUCGUCAUCCCCUUCAUGUGCUCGUGCCCCAAUGUCACCGAGCCCGAGCCCUACCGGAUCGGCCUCUCGUACCUUGUCCAGCCCGGCGAUGACUUCAGCGAAAUCGCGACCAAGUUCGGCAGCUCCGCCUCCUUCCUCCAGACCUUCAACAACAUCACCAACUCCUCGGCCCUCCUUGCCUCGAGCCUCAUCCGCGUCCCCCUCGCCGCGUGCAAGGCCAACUUCAGCGGCGGAGCGCAGGAUGGGAAUCUCGUGGUGACGAACGGCGCCUACAACUUGACCACCAGCGAGGACUGCGUGCAAUGCAAGUGCUACAUCGAAGGCAACGCGACGGUGCCGUCGAUGAACUGCGUGCCGAACCCGGCCAGGGACACGGCCAAGUGCCCGAGCCUGGACUGCAGCGCCGGCCUGUCCAUCGGCAACUUCACCACCAAGGCCGUCGCAACGGGCUGCGAAGUGACCACGUGCGAGUACAAGGGCUUCAUCAACGCCGGCAAAGUCGAAAAACCAUACACGCAAUCGGUGGAACCGACGUGCCCAGCUUAUUCUUCUGCACCGGCGCCUUCUCAGCUCGGUUCCGUGCCCGGAUCGUCGAGCUCUCCGUCGACACCGGGAGCUGCCCCUGGCACUCCAGGAGCGCCGUCCAACAGCAGCUCUGUCGCACUGAGCCCACGACAUCCUCUGCUCUUGAGCGCAGCGACCGUCGUGGUGUCCGUGCUCCUCUUCACGAGAUGAUGAUGAUGAAAAAGUUUCAUCGAUCAAUUCCAAUUCCUUGUAUCUGAAUUUCGAGCUUAACUUCACACGGUGCCACCCGAUGGUGGUCCUGCAAAUUGUUUUGAGACGAUCUCAGCCUUCUUACGCCUGCAGCAGCAGCAGCAGCAGCAGUAGCAGUAGCUGAGCUGAUCAUUAAAACUGUCAGCUGGAAUUGGACUUUGGCUGCUGGCUUGGCCUCGAGGGCUCAGUAUCAUCUCUCUCUCUUUCUUUCUAUGCUGUAAAGGUCUUCUAGCUAUACUUUAGAGGUCGGAUCGUGUGUUAUGAUAGAACCCCUCGCUGCACUGUUCGGGGGGUGUGUUGUACUAUUGGCUGUAGGUUAGGCAAUGUGGAUUCUUAGCUUACACUGCGGACUGGUCGGUGCCGGAAGUAGACGUGACUGAUUCACCAAGCUCAGACACCGACCCCCAGCUCAGAUGAUCGGAUCAUAGAACUAGCUGUAGGUGGCUGGGCUGCCAAUGAAGAAACUGGAUUGGCACUCCAAGCUCGGGGCCAUUUUUUGUACAAACCAUCAUCUGCUCUGAUUUCUGGGUCCACUGGAUCUGAAUAUUUUAAUGUCCAUCCUACUUGAAUUUCUGAGACGAAACUUUGAGCACCUGGUGUCGCUCUGCCGUUC